Messenger RNA from Salvia miltiorrhiza (redroot sage), 2487 nucleotides. Its product is annotated as B-box zinc finger protein 20-like. NCBI's taxonomy places the organism in Eukaryota, Viridiplantae, Streptophyta, Magnoliopsida, Lamiales, Lamiaceae. Gene Ontology annotation, molecular function: zinc ion binding. The record is from RefSeq and is a predicted model, not a curated record. Bases 1369 to 1989 code for a protein of 206 amino acids. Gene Ontology annotation, biological process: photomorphogenesis; regulation of DNA-templated transcription. Gene Ontology annotation, cellular component: nucleus. The transcript is spliced from 3 exons.
UAAGAUACAUAUAUCAUAUUUAAUUUCACAAGUCACGAAAGAUAUUAAAAAUAACAAAACAAAAAUAAUUCAAAAAUCCACCUAAAAAUAUCUCAAUGACAGAAAACCACUCGCCCCACGUAGGAAGAAAUAAACAAAAAAGAAAAGAAGACAAAAGAAAGUCUUAUCUUUUAGAUUUAGAUUUUUUAAGAUACAGGUGUAGACAGAGAGAAAAUCAAUCAUAAUGCAGAAAUUUGUUGGUUGGGAAGUAUUAAUUCUUUCCCCCACUUGGAAAUGGAGUUAAACCAAUAGGUAUCCUAGCUAUAUAGCCGGAAAACUUUAAAGCAUAUCUGAAGGGGUAAAUAAUGGUGAAAGCAACCUGUUUUGGUUGCCCAUGACACUUUUUUUCAGUGUAUUUGGACCUAUACAUAUGAAUCAUAGCCAGACAAGACUUUAAAGUGCACUGGACCAACAGCACAGUAGAAUUCUUUCCCCCUCUUUAAGAGCCAUGCUGUAGCCUGUAGGUAUAAAUUAUUCCCUUUGAAAUGGUGUUCAUAUACACGGAAAUGAAACUGCUGUGAUCAAUGAAUGAACAGAUAAAACCCUUCUAUCCCAUACAGCUAGGUCCCCGCCCAUUUUUUUUCCCCCAUCUCCAGGCAACGAGGCUCGGCGAGCGAGAGGUUUGGGAAUGAAAUAUCUAAUGAGAUUCUUAUAAGAAAGUGUUCCAUCUCUACCGCUACGCGAUUGCCACAUGAAUAAGAUAUUUUAGUGGUGUAUAUUAAUAUAAACCUACAUUAAUAGAUGACACCAUUUGCAAUAAAGGAUCCCAACGGUCGUGUGUGCGUGUGUUGGCCUAGGAAAAGUGGUUAAUGCAUGAGGCCAAAGCUAACUGUCUUUAAAUUAUUUGUUUAUUCAACCAAAAAAAGAUCCAACUGGUUGAAAUAUAGCAGCUCUAUCUCUACAUAAGGCCAACUAGAUUUCUUGCAUCUGUAGCCAACAACCCCCAUCCCUGUUUGGGGGGUAGGGUGGGGUGGGGGGGGAGGGGUCAUAGACAGACAAGACAGAAGCUAGGUAGACAAAGAAUAUUGGAUAUUUGAAUGAUCUUUUUUCCAGAGCUUUCCAUAGAAGUCAGAAGGAAAAUGAAUUCCUGGUAGCUUAGCUGUGCCUUCCAACCUACCCAUAAGCCCAUAAAAGUUCCGUCUCUUUCCUCAUUCAAUUCUACCAAAGUUCAUAAAAGUUCAUCUCUUUAUAAUAUUUUUCUAUAAGCAGUAUAUUUACCUAAAUAUGUUCUCAAACACACGUACACCCCCCCAAAAAACACACAGAAAGGACGCGUAAGCAUGAACAUUUAACGACUUCAACUUCAAGUACACAAAACUCGACUUACAAAUGAAGAUUCAAUGCGACGUUUGUGGGAAAGAAGCAGCAGCCGUAUUCUGCACAGCCGAUGAAGCCGCCCUCUGCCAGAAUUGCGACAACCGAGUUCAUAACGCCAAUAAGCUCGCGAGCAAGCAUCCUCGUUUCUCUCUUCUUAAUCCUCAGUUGAAAGAAUCUCCACGCUGCGACAUUUGCCAGGAAAGACAAGCGUUACUGUUUUGUCAAGAAGACAGGGCUUUACUUUGUCGAGAAUGUGAUGUACCAAUACACAAGGCCAACGAACUCACCAAGAAACAUAAUAGGUUUCUUCUAACUGGGGUCAAGCUUUCUGCAGCCAUUUCUUCGUAUCAAGGUGCUACGUCGUCCAGUGGUUCACAAUCUGGAAUAGAGUUCAGAACUUCAGUCGCUAAUGCAAACUCAAAUAAUGCAAAUUGUUCAGAGACAUCAUCAAACCCUACGAGGGAGAAUGAGUCGAGCCUGCCCACCGGUGAGCAAGCUUCAGACUCGACCAGUAGCAUAUCGGAGUACUUAAUGGAGACUCUCCCCGGUUGGCAUGUUGAAGACUUGAUGGAUCCUUCUUCCCAUUAUCGUUACUGUAAGAUUGACAAGCAGGUCUUAUCUUUAUCAGAUUAAGAAUCCAGAUCCACCUCAGGUUUUUUUCAUCAAAAGGCAUGUCUUUAUGUUCACCUCUUAUACCAGCUCAAGUUCAAAACACAAAUGAGGUAAAAGGAUUUGGGAUAAAUAUGGUUUUCUGCUAUCCCAAGUCAAGUCUCAAUCAGUCAACAUAUGAGGCAAUUUUGGAGAAUAACGACGGGAGGAAAGCCUCCACAGGUUAUUCCAUGUCUAUUUGAUCUUCUUUUUCUUUUCCUUUUUUCCAUUCUCUGAAACCUACACCGCUCUUUGUUAAGUAAGUGCAUUAUAAUGACUUCAAAUGAAUUCUUCUAUCUUCGGGUUUCCAGCUCCUCUCAAUGAGGAUAGAUGUAUUUGAUCAAAAGCCUUUUUUCCUCACACCUAUCUAAGUGGAAAGGUUCAUUUUGUAUCUAGAGUAUUUUCUUUAUUUUGGUCGAGCUACCACUGCUCCAAACUAGGUUGCAAUUGCAAAUGACUUGUGAGCUUUCCCCUUUCCAGAAA